Messenger RNA from Recurvomyces mirabilis, 1125 nucleotides. RefSeq lists its product as uncharacterized. The transcript is spliced from 2 exons. Lineage: Eukaryota; Fungi; Ascomycota; Dothideomycetes; Mycosphaerellales; Teratosphaeriaceae. Bases 1 to 1125 code for a protein of 374 amino acids. Gene Ontology annotation, molecular function: O-methyltransferase activity. The record is from RefSeq and is a predicted model, not a curated record.
AUGACACAAUCUCGAAGCGUCUCAGUGUCUGACGCCCUCCAUAACGUGCAGCAGGCUCUUCAGGCGGACGAUGGAACUAGUUUAGCGAAACACGAGGAAGCUCUUGAUGCCAUCGUUAAACUCCAGCGGGCUGUAGAGCGACCGGACGAGACGGUAAUGCGACUUAGGUUCAGUCUAUUGGUACCCUUUGUCAUGCGUCUUGCUGUGGAAUAUGGCCUGGUCCAGGAUCUCGCAGCUGCGAACGGUGAGACGAAAGCAGCAGCUGAUAUUGCGACUCCUGGUGGUGCAGACGAACUGCUCGUCCUGCGGGUCAUGAGAUUGAUUACUGCGCACGGGAUCUGUGACGAGCACGGGCACGGCAAAUAUUCUGCAAACGCGGUCACAGAGUUUUUGUCGCGAACUCCAAUCAUCGGCGGUCUGAAGCAUCUGUACGAUCAUGCAACUCCAAUCCUUGCCAAAACAUCCGAUCUCAUUCAUGAGAAACGACUGGCUAGCCUGGAAAACGUCUCUACAACCGCCUCGCCACUUCAAGAGGUUUGGGGGGCACCCAUGUUCAGUCUACUCGCAAUCAACCCUACUCGAAAGCAGAAUUUCGACAAUUACAUGCAAGCACGGCUGCAUCCUUCCAUCCCGAAGUGGUUUGAUAUCUAUGAUGUCCGGACUGAAUUGGCUUCUGCAACGGAUGUCACAAGCGACAUGGCCUUGCUCGUGGAUGUUGGAGGCGGCAAAGGUCACGACAUUGCACAAUUCGCUGAACGUUUCCCCGACCUGUUCGGUGAACUGGUCCUGCAAGACUUGCCGCAGACCUUCGACUCUGGACUUGUUGCAUCUCCCGACCGAGUGAUGAUCAUGGGACACGACUUCUUCACUGACCAGCCUGUCAAAGGUGCUCGGCGAUAUAUGAUGCGGCAGGUGCUGCAUGACUGGAGCGACGAGAAGUGUGUAGAGAUUCUCAGGCCGAUCGUUGCUGCGAUGGAUCCUCAGAGUUCACGCUUGUUGCUGGUUGAGGAAGUUCUCGAGGAGGAUAACGUGAGCUGGCUCACUGCAUCCUUCGACAUCGUUAUGUGGAUGUUUUUCAAUGGCAUCGAGCGCACUCAUAAGCAGUGGACGGCAUUGCUAGGGUGA